UAAGGAAGUCUGCAGAAUCUGGUCUAACAGAGAUGGACAUGGAGGAGAGGGACUGUUCAGAUGGGGAGUAUUUUGUGCACAGGAAGGUUCUGGAUGAGUUACGCCUGGAUGGAGUGGCACAAAAGGGGACGUGGUCCACUAAACCAACCCUGGGUGAGCGGGUGAAAGAGUCUCUGAGGUGUUCAACGUCCAGGCUGAAGCAAAUAGUGCUGAGUUGGAUCCCUGUUCUCAGCUGGCUGCCUCACUACUCCAUCAGAGAGAACGCCAUUGGGGACCUGAUCUCCGGCUGCAGUGUGGGCAUCAUGCAUCUGCCGCAGGGCAUGGCAUAUGCCCUUCUGGCUUCCUUACGCCCAGUGUUCGGCCUUUACACCUCCUUAUACCCAGUGCUGGUCUACUUCAUCUUUGGUACUUCCAGACACAUCUCCAUAGGUACGUUUGCUGUGAUCAGCAUCAUGAUCGGUAGUGUGACGGAGAGGCUGGCACCAGACAAUCUCUUUAUUGGAAAUGGCACUAAUGGGACAGGAAGUGUGGACCUUGAUGCACGGGACGCAUACAGAGUACAGAUAGCAUGUGCCCUCACGGUCCUGGCAGGAAUCUUCCAGAUCCUGUUAGGUGUGGUGAGGUUUGGUUUCGUGGUCACCUACCUGUCUGAGCCACUGGUUCGUGGCUACACAACAGGAUCAGCGUGUCAUGUGUGCGUCUCCCAGCUCAAGUACCUGUUUGGAGUCAAGCCGGCUCGCUUCACCGGUCCCCUCUCCCUUAUUUAUACUCUGGUGGAUAUUUGCCGGCUGCUUCCUGAGACUAAAGUGCCCGAGCUGGUGGUCAGUCUGGUUGCUCUCGCUGUUCUCAUUGUGGUUAAAGAAAUCAAUGCCUGCUACAGACAGAAGCUGCCUCUGCCCAUCCCCAUAGAAAUCGUAGUGAUCAUAGCAGCAACAAUCAUCACUCACUUCUGCGGACUUACGAGUAAAUACAGCAUUGACGUUGUUGGACAGAUUCCCAGUGGGCUCCAGGCCCCUCGAGCUCCAGAUGCCACAUUGUUCUCAAAGGUGAUAGGCGACGCUUUUGCAGUGGCCAUUGUGGGCUAUGCCAUCAACAUUUCUCUGGGCAAAACAUUUGCCCUCAAACAUGGCUACAAGGUGGAUAGCAACCAGGAGCUGGUUGCUUUGGGUCUCAGUAACACUGUUGGCGGCUUUUUCCAGUGUUACUCUGUGACUUCGUCCUUGUCUCGCAGCCUCGUUCAGGAGAGCACAGGCGGCAAGACACAAGUUGCAGGAGUGAUUUCAUCCGUCAUCGUGCUCAUCACGGUUUUGAAAAUUGGUUCUCUUUUUUCAGAUCUCCCUAAGGCUGUCUUAUCCACAAUAGUGUUUGUGAAUUUGAAAGGAAUGUUUAAGCAGUUCAUGGACGUACCUAUGCUGUGGAAAACCAACAAAGUUGAUCUGCUGGUGUGGCUGGUAACAUUCAUAAGCACCAUCCUGCUCAACCUGGACCUGGGCCUGGCUGUCUCCAUUGGCUUCUCCAUGCUCACUGUCAUCUUCAGGACACAACGACCCCGCUACUCUAUCUUGGGCCACGUGGCAGGCACUGGCCUGUAUCUGGACACAGACUCCUACAAAGAGGCCAAAGAGAUUCCAGGAAUUAAAAUCUUCCGUUCAUCUACAACCAUCUACUACACAAACGCUGAGAUGUACUUGGAGGCCCUGCAAGAGAAGAGUGGAAUCGAAAUUGGGAAGCUGCUGACUGCAAAGAAGAAAGAAGAUGCAAAGCUGAAGCGUAAACAAGAGAAAGAGAAAAAGAAAGCUAUAAAGGAGACAAAGAAACAAAGAAAAACAGUCAGCCACCUGUCCAAUGGCACAAUCUCAGAGAUGACCGAGAGGAAGGUCUCUGCAGGACUGAAGGGACAGAAUGAGGGGAAUGGUGUGGCCAUUAGCCUAACAAAACCCUCUACAAAUGAUUUUAGUAAAGGCCAAGUGAACUGGGCUUACGAACGUGAAACAGUCAUGUCAGACUCAGAUUCAGACACUGGCUUCCAGGGUGAUGAGGAAACAGGAAAGGCCUGUGGAUCAGGGACGCACAGCAUCAUCUUGGACAUUUCCACGACCAGCUUUGUGGACACAGUCACUGUGAAGACCUUGAAAAAUAUAUUCAGGGACUUUGGAGAGAUUGAUUUGGACAUCUAUCUAGCAGGCUGCCAAGCAUGUGUCGUGCAACAGCUGGAAACUGCAGGUUUCUUCUCAGACUCCAUCCCGAAGAGCAGACUGUUUGUCACAGUUCAUGAUGCGGUGCUUUAUAUCCUCAAGAAACGGGGGCAGACUGACUUUGUACUUGAUAUGUCCUGCAGCACUCACAUGUAACCAGCAGGGGUCAGACUGUUUCAACUCUCGCCAUCUUCCUCCUCCUCCUCCUCCUCCUCCUCAUGCUCACUAUUGGUCAUGUCUCCUCCCCCUUCAGUGAGGGAGAAUGCACCACCUUGACAUGGCGGCUGGUUGCUAUGGAAAUACAGGGAGCCGUUGCUGUGGCAACUGGCUUUUUAUGAUAUCGUCUAAUGAGAUAGCCAGCAAUACGUCAUUGCAGCUCUCCGGCUCUGUGGUGUGUGAGAGACAUACAGAGAAGGGGCGGGGGUUGAGUGGGAGAAUGUAACACAGGACUAUUAGGAGUCUGUAUUUAUAGCCCGUGUGAGAGAGUAGAGAGUGAGUGAAAGGUUGACUGUAAGGGGAAACUCAGAUGUGAAAGGCCAUAAUGUGUGAGCAUACAUCCGUCUGUCCAUCUACAUUUUUUAACCAGUGAAUGUUUUCCACAACAAGCCAAUAAAAUGUAAAUGUUUGUCAUUGAUAUGGCUGGGCCAUUCCCUCAGGGAGGGGUUCUCCAUCCUUAUAUCACCACUCAUUGGCUCCAGAUACCUUAACGAAUGAGCUGAAUUGCAGAUGUGGUGUAAUAGGUGUUAACAGCAGCUGCUUUUAAACACAACAUGAAUGUAUUUAUAGUCAGCAUUCACACAUCUGAUUCUGCUGACAUCUUUAGCUUCCCAUCUAUUUUUGGGAUCCAGUGUCCAAUGUUAUCGUCUGCAAUUAUAACUAUUAAAUGCAAAACACUGUAUUGUAGUAUAUGUUUUAGAUAGUCUCAUGCAAAGAUAUUUGCCCCCAGUUUUAUAUUUUUGUAUUGUUAUUUACGUUUGAAAAUAUAUUUUUGUGUUUAAAAGUUCUGGAAAAAAAAGGUCCAUUUAUACGUGCAAUUGUAUACAUUGCAAAAUGUACUUUCCUAAUCAUAUUAACUCAAAAAGGUGACUAUUACCACUAGUAAAUUAUCAACCUGCAGAAAACAACAAAAUGUGUGUGAGGGAUCCUCAAUUAUACCAUUGUUCUACCUUACUGAUUGUCCAAUUGUCUGUGAAAUGUUUGACAAUCAAAUAAGUUUAUUUUUUAUACAGGUGUAACAUGUUUAAUGUGAUGGAUCCAGAAUAUUACAUAUUUUAGAGUAUGUUUUAUGAAUAAUGUAUGACUGAAAAGGUGUAAAUAAAGA
Centropristis striata (black sea bass) is the source of this 3516-nucleotide messenger RNA. Its product is annotated as solute carrier family 26 member 6-like. The transcript has 19 exons. NCBI's taxonomy places the organism in Eukaryota, Metazoa, Chordata, Actinopteri, Perciformes, Serranidae. Gene Ontology annotation, cellular component: membrane. Gene Ontology annotation, biological process: transmembrane transport. The record is from RefSeq and is a predicted model, not a curated record. The coding region runs from base 33 to 2351 and encodes 772 amino acids. Gene Ontology annotation, molecular function: bicarbonate transmembrane transporter activity; secondary active sulfate transmembrane transporter activity; chloride transmembrane transporter activity.